Messenger RNA from Nicotiana tabacum (common tobacco), 459 nucleotides. The record is from RefSeq and is a predicted model, not a curated record. NCBI's taxonomy places the organism in Eukaryota, Viridiplantae, Streptophyta, Magnoliopsida, Solanales, Solanaceae.
AUGUCGGGGUUUACUAAGUACUUGAAAGACUUGAUCACUAAAAAAAGAACCACCAAAAAUGAAGUGGUUAAUGUGACUCACCGGGUUAGUUCCAUCAUUGCAACAACCGUCGUCCAAAAGAAAGAGAAUUCAGGUGGCUUCACCAUUCCAUGCACUAUUGGAUUGCAUGAUUUUGCACGAGUCCUUUGUGAUAAUGGGGCUAGCAUCAACUUAAUGCCCCUGGCCUUUUACAAGCAAUCAGGAUUAGGUAUGCCUAGGUGUACAAGUAUGAGGUUGCAAAUGGUCGAUCGUUCAAUAAAGCGACCUGUGGGAAUUGUUGAUGAUGUUUUUGUAAAAGUGGGUAAGUUUCUCUUCCCUGUCGACUUUGUUAUCCUAGAUUGUGUUGUUGAUAAAGAGAUCCCUAUCAUCUUGGGUAGACUAUUCCUUGCUACCGGGAGGGCACUCAUGUACUCAGAAUGA